AUGGGCCAAGAAAACUCCCACGAGCAGGUCGACCCCGACGCUCCGCCGCGGACCCUCACGUCGCGAACCCUCCCCGCCGUGGCGCAGUACAUCAAAAGCGGCCGGCCGAAACGCAUCGUGGUCAUGACCGGUGCGGGGAUCUCCACCUCGGCCGGCAUCCCGGACUUCCGGUCCGAGAAGACCGGACUGUACGCCAACCUGGCCCGGCUGGACCUCCCGCACCCGGAAGCCGUGUUCGACAUCUCGUUCUUCCGGGAGAGGCCGGAGCCGUUCUACGUUUUGGCGAAGGAGCUGUACCCGGGCCGGUUCUACCCCACCGUCUCGCACGCGUUCAUCGCGCUGCUGAGCGAGAAGCGCAUGUUGACGAUGCUGUUCACGCAGAACAUUGACUGUCUGGAGCGGCAGGCCGGGGUUCCAGGCGACAAGAUUGUCGAGGCCCAUGGUAGUUUCGCGUCGCAGCGGUGCAUUGAAUGCAAGACGGAGUACCCCGAGGAUCAGAUGAAGGAGGCGGUAGAGGAGGGACGGGUGCCACACUGUGUGGUGCCGCAGUGCAACGGGCUUGUCAAGCCAGACAUUGUUUUCUUUGGAGAGUCGCUUCCGGCGUCCUUUUUUCAGCAUCGGGAUUUGCCCAUGACGGCGGAUCUGAUCAUCGUGAUGGGCACGAGUCUGUCGGUGCAGCCGUUUGCGAGUUUACCGAGUAUGGCCGGGGAUGGUGUGCCGCGGGUUUUGAUCAACAAGGAGAAGGUGGGUGACUUUGGAAGUCGUUUGGAUGAUGUGGAGAUUCUUGGGGAGUGUGAUGAGGGUGUCAGGGAGCUGGCUGAUGCGUUGGGCUGGAAGGACGAACUGGAGCAGAUGUGGCUAGGGGUUAGAGGGAAUGAGAAGGAGAGGGAGGCCGAGAGAUUGGGAGAGCUGAGGAAGGGGAUGACGAAAGACGAAUUGUUGGAGGCAGAGAUUGAGAAGUUGACGGCCGAGGUGGAUGAUUCGCUGAAAGUCCACAAGGAGCACGAGGCGUGGGUCAGGAAGGGGCUUGGUCUGCCAGAGGAUAGGGAGGUAUCAAAUUCAGAGGAAAUCAGGCACGAGGAUUUGUUGUUGGGGUCAUCGGCUGGCAAUAUUCCAGUCAACACUGAGAAGGUCACCGACGACGUACCAGCAGAAGCACCCAAGGUCGACGCGAAGGCCAUUCUCGACACUACAUUGCCUCAAAAUAGACCGGAUGGCAAGUCCGUGGAGACUUCAAGUGGAGAAAAUAAGCCAGGCCCCCAUAUCUGA
This is a messenger RNA of Drepanopeziza brunnea f. sp. 'multigermtubi' MB_m1, 1269 nucleotides long. RefSeq lists its product as uncharacterized. The record is from RefSeq and is a predicted model, not a curated record. Gene Ontology annotation, cellular component: nucleus. NCBI's taxonomy places the organism in Eukaryota, Fungi, Ascomycota, Leotiomycetes, Helotiales, Drepanopezizaceae. Gene Ontology annotation, molecular function: NAD+ binding; histone deacetylase activity, NAD-dependent.